AUGUCGACGAUGCGAAACCAUCCCCAGAGCGACGCCUCUCAGUCUUCUACUCAACCAUCUCCCAGCAAGGAAUCUUCGUCGAAGCGACUCAAGAGCUCGAGCAAUGUUGCCAACAUCAUGCGACUGAGUAGGAGCAGAAGAUCCGACAGAACUCUUCAACCCUUCCAGUCUCGUUGGCACUCCCUCAGCGUCGAGAGCGACGAGUCCUUUGUCGCUCCGACAGUCUUCGAGAGCAAGACCAACCAGAAGAACACUCGUCUCAAGAUGCUGCGCCGCAUGUCCGAUCUCGAGAAGUUGAGCAGGAAGGGAGAUGGGACCAAGACACGGGAUAUGAAGAUCAAAAGAAGGGACGCGGAAAGGGAUCUGAUGAAUCUCAUAAACGACUACGGCAUCGGAACGAGAGGGAAGAAGAAGAUGGAGGAGGGAGAGGAGGAGGAGGAGGAGGAGGAGGUGCUCAGUGGAUGGAUGGGCAAGCUGAACCAAGGAGCAAAGGGAGACAAGGAGCAGGACUGGAGGGAUCGUCUCUUCGUCGUCCAUGAGCACACGCUCUGCUACGUCUCGGAGAAGUUCAGCGGGACUCUCAACGACGCGCUUGACCUGAAGGAGGCAGAAGAGGUCGAGUUGUGCUCCUUCUCCUUGCCCAAAAGAUCAUCAUCCUUUACCAUUCGCACUUUUGACGGGAAGGACCUUGUGCUGUCGUGCAAGGACGAACAGGACAGGACGAGAUGGGUGAAAGGAAUUCGGACGACGAUGAGGACGAUAGAGAGCGAGAGGGCGGACAAGACUGAGAAGGAGGAGGAGGAGGAGGAGGAGGAGGAGGAAGAGGAGGAGGAGGAGGAGGGACAGGGAGAGCGGAAGAAAGAAGAGCCUGGACGACGAGAUGAGUCGAGACGAUCCGAGAGAGGAAUAGUCUUCGCUCACCAUCACGAAGAAGUGUCAAAGGAGGAGGAUCAGCAGCAGGAGGAGGAGGAAGAAGAAGAGGAGGACGACGACGACGAAGAGGAGGACAUCAAAUCCACUUGUGCUGAAGGAGGAGCUGCAAGGCUGAGAGGGGACGAAGUUGGGGGCGAGAGCAGAAGUCGCUAUGCUACAACCUACGAAGGAUGCUCCGGUCAAGAGGAAGCUAGUCACGGUGGCAGAGAAGAGGAGGAAGAUGAGACACUCAACCACGAUCAAGAGCAGCAGCAGCAGCAGCAGCAGCAGCAGCAGCAGCAGCAGGAAGAGGAUGUAAUGGACUACCUGCCACAGACGGAAUGGACAGCAGAUCCGAAGCAGGUCAGAGAAGGAGCAGGGGGGGGCCGAAGGGAAGACGUUGACGAGGACGAGGACGAGGACGAGGACGAGGACGAGGACGAGGACGAGGAAGGGCCAGCAGAGGUGAGGGGAGCAGAGGCGCUGGAGGAAGACAAGGCCGGAGUGAGCUCAGGAGAAGAAGGAGAAGACUACGGGGAAGACUUCGACCAGGAGGAGGAGGGGCGGGAGCAUCAGGAGCAAGAAGCUGCAGAGAUACAGAGUCAGCUUGAGGACACAGAAGUUGAGGAGGAGGAGGAGGAGGAGGAGGAGGAGGAGAACACUAGGCACCAUGUGCAGCGGGGAGCAGGGGAAACAACACCGGGUGAAGAAUCUCAACCAGACAUGGCAGAAAGCGGUAAGGAGAGUUAUGGCGAUGACUGGGACGAAGAGGAGGACAGGAUUCCGAAUCAGCAAAAGGAAGGAGAUCUGUCGGAGGAAUCGGAAGAAACAACGACGGUCGUGGAGCAGGCGAAUGAGGAAGAAGCAGGAGCUGCUAGUACCAGCUCCGGGGGGCACGGGGAGGCGUAUGGGGAAGACUUCGACGACGAUGAGGAUGAGGAUCGUGGGGGGGCAGCAGAGGUGAGGGGAGCAGAGGAGCGGGAGAAAGGCAAGGCCGGAGCGAGCUCAGGAGGAAGAGAAGACUACGGGGAAGACUUCGACCAGGAGGAGGAGGAGGAGGAGGAGGAGGAGGAGGAGGAGGAGGAGGAGGAGUCCUCUACACAUCCUCCACCACAGCUGAGGGAUGGAGGGAGAGCGGGAGGCAGUGUAGCAGGGGACGCAGAGGGCAUCUCUUUCCUCCGACUCGCCUCUCAGAGUGGGGAGGCCUGCAGGGCAUGCAUGCUCAUACAGAGGAACGUCCGAUGCCACCUUGCUCGCAGGAUGUUUAUGGCGGAGCUCCUCCGGCGGGAGGGUGCUACCGCCGCGGUGGAGGAAGGGGAGGAGGACGAGGACGGUUACAGCGGGGACGUGGACAGGAAGGCAAGGCGGGGGAAGAGGAAAGCUUGA
Messenger RNA from Guillardia theta CCMP2712, 2298 nucleotides. RefSeq lists its product as hypothetical. NCBI's taxonomy places the organism in Eukaryota, Cryptophyceae, Pyrenomonadales, Geminigeraceae. Bases 1 to 2298 code for a protein of 765 amino acids. The transcript has 5 exons. The record is from RefSeq and is a predicted model, not a curated record. Gene Ontology annotation, molecular function: protein binding.